AAGCAAGUCAAGCAAAAGCACUCAACGUCAUUGCUCUCCCGAGCAGUCGAGUCGUCGCUGAGGUUUGGAAAAAAAUUGCCAUUCCUUGAUUGACCCGACGAAUGAAAGAAAUCUCCUUCUCUUCCCUCUCUUCUUCUUCUCAUUUUCACACCCACUCGUUGCUUUUAAUUCUCCGUGUUGCUUUGCUUGAUUUCUUUCUUUAAUUAUGGCUUUGAAUUCAUAUGGUAUCAUAGUUUUUGUUCUCUUUUGAGGGUAGUCUUUCUCUUAAUUUAUCUGUCGAAAGGCCUAUUCUUCUUCACUGCUGCGAUUUUAGCUCGUUUCGAGCUUUCUUCGAUCUCUUCAGUUUGGGUUCUUGAAAUCUCAGGUUUUAUUGUUAUGAAGUUGAGCCGGAGUAAAUACAGUUUUUUUGGAGCUCUCAUGUGCAACAGAUAGCAAUUUGACGGUUUCUUUUAGCAAAAUUACAUGGCUACCUACGUGAAUAUGAUGUUGGGUAGACAUGUUCUUAAGGUUUUACUUAGCUAUGGUCUCUGGUUGUUGCUUAGCUGUAGUUUGAGCGAUGGUACUGAGACUGAUAUCGCUUGCUUGAGGAAUAUAAAAGAUUCGCUUGAAGACCCUUUUAGUUACUUGAAGACUUCCUGGAACUUUAACAACAGUACUGAAGGAUACAUUUGUAGAUUUACUGGGGUUGACUGCUGGCACCCUGAUGAGAACAAGGUCUUAAAUCUCCGGCUUUCUGAUAUGGGUCUCAGGGGUCCGUUCCCUAUUGGAAUCCAGAAUUGCACGAGCAUAACUGGUGUUGAUUUUUCAGACAACAACCUCUUUGGACCUAUUCCAGAUAAUAUCUCUCAUAUCAUUAAGUAUGUGACAUCUCUUGAUCUCUCAUCCAACAAUUUUUCUGGAAGAAUUCCAGUGGAUCUUGCAAAUUGUAGCUAUUUGAAUAUUCUAAAACUGGACCAUAACCGGUUGUCAGAUCAAAUUCCUGCAGAACUUGGUUUGUUAGCUCGGAUUAAAACAUUUAGUGUAGCUAAUAAUCUUCUUACUGGACCAGUGCCAAGGUUCCAAAAUGCCUCCAUUUCGGUAGAUGAUUUUGCAAAUAAUAUUGGACUAUGUGGGGGGCUUUUGGACGCCUGCCCUGGAACUUCAAAGGGUCCUCGCACUGGUGUUAUUGCAGGGGCUGCAAUUGGUGGGGUGACUAUUGCUGCAUUAGCUGUGGGUAUUGCUAUGCUCUUCUACUACCGAAAGGUGUCUAAGAUGAAGAAGCAGAAGGUUGAUGAUCCUGAUGGAAAUAAAUGGGCAAAGAGUUUAAAGGGAAUAAAGGGCAUUAAGGUGUCUAUGUUUGAGAAAUCGGUUUCUAAAAUGAAAUUGAGUGAUCUUAUGAAGGCUACUAACAGUUUCAACAAAGAUAAUAUCAUUGGGUCAGGAAGAACAGGGACUAUGUAUAAAGCUGUGCUUGAGGAUGGCACUUUUCUAAUGGUUAAGAGAUUGCAGGAUUCUCAGCGUUCUGCAAAAGAAUUUACUUCUGAGAUGUCUACUCUGGGGAGUGUGAAACACCCUAACUUGGUUCCUCUUUUAGGUUUCUGCAUGGCAAAAAGGGAAAGGCUUUUGGUUUAUAAGUAUAUGCCAAAUGGUACCCUGCAUGAUAAUCUACACACUGUAGAUGAAGGUAAGGAGCCUAUGGCGUGGCCUCUAAGGCUCAAGAUUGGAAUAAGGGCAGCACGGGGAUUUGCAUGGCUCCAUCAUAACUGUAACCCCCGUAUCCUUCACCGAAACAUAAGCUCUAAAUGCAUCUUGCUGGACGCAGAUUUUGAGCCUCAAAUAUCUGAUUUUGGUCUUGCCAGGCUAAUGAAUCCCGUUGAUACUCAUUUGAGUACCUUUGUGAAUGGAGAAUUUGGGGAUUUGGGUUAUGUUGCUCCAGAAUAUACAAGGACUCUGGUGGCCACUCCAAAGGGUGAUGUUUACAGCUUUGGGACUGUGCUUCUGGAGCUGGUGACUGGUGAGAGACCUACCCAUGUGGCUAAAGCUCCCGAAAGUUUUAAGGGCAGUUUGGUUGAAUGGAUUACACAGCUGUCAAGCAACUCUCAACUUCAUGAUGCCAUAGACAAAUCUUUGGUUGGGAAUGGUGUUGAUAAUGAGAUUUUCCAGUUCCUUAAAGUUGCGUGUACUUGUAUAUUGGCAAAUCCCAAGGAGAGGCCAACUAUGUUUGAAGUAUACCAGCUUCUACGAGCUAUUGGGGAGAAAUACCAUUUUACCACUGAUGAUGAGAUUAUGAUGCCUUCAGACAAUGGUGAUGCUGAUUAUAUAGCGGAACUUAUUGUUGCUCAGGAAGUAUGAUGGGUAAUUGAAAAGGUCCUAGGUAGGUGAACUGGUGAAGUAUUUUUCCAUAAUUUAUAUGUAAUUAUCUGUUGUCCCCAGUUUUAAUAAAUGUCAAUAUUAUGUAUACCAUUAUAGUUCAUGUCAGUAUUGAGAAUUUGCUAUAAUGACAUCACUUUAUUUAGAUCAGUCGUCUAUUUUAAUUGUUUGUCUGUGAAUUGUGAUUCUCAGAUAGCUCUUGGGAGGUGUGGUAACUCCAUUACUGCUCUGGGAAUUUUUUGUUUUCUGUUUUGGCUACACUUAAGGGCAAAUGAAAUUCUAUGUGAUAUGCACAA
Manihot esculenta (cassava) is the source of this 2645-nucleotide messenger RNA. RefSeq names its product probably inactive leucine-rich repeat receptor-like protein kinase At5g48380. The record is from RefSeq and is a predicted model, not a curated record. NCBI's taxonomy places the organism in Eukaryota, Viridiplantae, Streptophyta, Magnoliopsida, Malpighiales, Euphorbiaceae. Bases 463 to 2331 code for a protein of 622 amino acids. The transcript has 3 exons. Gene Ontology annotation, molecular function: protein kinase activity; protein binding; ATP binding. Gene Ontology annotation, biological process: protein phosphorylation.